CACAUUCACUCUCAUUCUCUCUCUCAUUCUCACUCCAAUUAUUUAGCAACUGCUCUCUAAACACAUCUAGAAACAAGCAGGAGUAAAAGAUCUGUCCAUUUCACAGAGAAACAUUUGCUUUGAUUGGCACAGAAUCUGUGUCUGAUCUAUUCUUAGUGUGUAGCUGUGUGGAAGAGUGUCAUUCCCAGAGGUUGGAGGUCAUUAACAGAGAGCAAGGAUGGGCUGCCACUCAAUAUGGACCAUUCUUCUAUUUCUGUUGGGUUCUACAAGCACCGUUGCACAAGGGAUACAAAAAAGCAUCAGUGGAAGAUCAGGGAGACCUAACACAGCAGUAGGCCUAUACGAUAAUGACGAUGAUUAUGAGUGGACCACAUGGUUCAAUGUAGAUCACCCUGGAGGGAAAGGAGACUAUGAGAAGCUGAAUGUCAUUCAUUUCUAUUAUCGAGCCCGUGUGUGUGAUGUUCCUCGAGCUCUAGAAGCACGCACUACAGAGUGGAUCCCAGCUCGCAGCACUGGGGAAAGAGUACAUGCUGACCCAGCUUUGGGAUUCUGGUGUAUCAAUGCUGAACAGGCUGAAGGAAAGAACUGCUCAAACUAUGCAGUACGCUUCCUGUGUGCAAGAGACAAUCCAUCAGAAGUUGAAGUGAUAUGGGGUCCAUGGUCAGAUUGGAGUCUGUGUCCAGCUCAAUGUGAUCAGGUGGCAACACAGCAUCGCUCUAGAACUUGCCAAUCCAAUUCCAAGCAAUGCAAUGGCCAAGCUGUAGAAGCCAGGUAUUGCCAAGGACCCCCUUGCCCAGGCUGUAAUCUGCAGUGUGUGAUGGGCAGGGUAAAUGCUGAGUGUGAUGGCUGUAUGUGUCAGGAUCAUACAGUGCUAGGAUCAGUCCGUAGUGCAGGGGGCCUGCCUGCACCUGGAGUUGCCGUCCUCCGCGCUGGUCCAAGCCCUAAACUCUACACCAUUACUGAUCAUAAUGGGCAUUUCCAAAUCCCCGGAAUCUGCCCCGAUGGCAACACUACUUUGAUGAUCAAGCUACAUAAUCACACUCCAUACAAAGUCAUUGUGCCUCAAAGCACCGACCGUACCUCCGUCCUCAUUCUGAAGCUUGAGCGAGCAAAAAAACUGUAUGUUCUGAAAAAUCCUGAGAAUAAGGCCAGAAGGGAAGGUCAAACAGCUGCCUUCUGUUGCAAGGUUAAUGGCUCACCUGAACCAGACCAGUAUGAAUGGUUCCACAAUGGUACUCUGCUGGACAGAAGACGAUAUCAUUUUGACGAGACAUUGGUUUUGAAGAAUCUCAGUUUGGACCAGAUGGGAGAAUACUAUUGCAGAGCCAGUAAUGACAAUGGAGCCAUCAAAUCCAAACCAGCCAUGUUAACAGUUAUUGGUAAAAAUGAGCCAUCAUGCAAUGCUAAGCCUGAUUCACACCUGAUGCGCCUACCACAUGACUGUUUUCAAAAAGAGACAAACUCUUUCUACUAUGACGUGGGGAGAUGUCCUAUAUCCACAUGUACUGGGAAGCUCGAUAAUGGCAUCAGAUGCAAAGACUCCGUGUCAUACUGCUGUGGAAUUUCAAACAUGGAGGAAAAAGAGAUUAAAUGUCAGGGAUAUCUGUUACCCAUGAUGAUAGUGACUCAGUGUGGCUGCAAAACAUGUGUGGAAACCAAAGCUAUUGUUCGCGGACGUGCUAUUGCAGCAGACACUGGUGAGCCCAUGAGGUUUGGACACAUCUACAUGGAUGGCACAAGAGUAAGCCGAACAGGAUACAAAGGCACCUUUUCAAUCCAGGUACCAAAAGACACACAGCGUCUGGUCCUCACAUUUGUGGACAACAUGCAGAAGUUUGUGAACACCACCAAAGUACUGCCAUUCAACACUAAAGGUGGAGCUGUGUUUCAUGAGAUCAAGCUAUUGAGGAAAAAACCAGCUGUGACCAUUAGCUCAAGAGAGACUAAUAAGCUAAACCUUGGUGAGGUAGAGGGACAAGACCCCAUUGCUGAGAUUGAGAUCCCACCCAACACAUUCUAUAAAGAAAAUGGAGAGGUAUUUAUGGGAAAUGUCAAGGCCAGUGUAACUUUCCUUGACCCCAGGGAUGUAUCAACAGCAGCAGCUGCCCAGAGUGACCUCAACUUCAUUGGUGAUGAAGGUGAUACUCUGCCGUUGAGGACCUACGGAAUGUUCUCUGUGGACUUCAGGGAUGAGGAAGGAGGGGAGCCACUCAAUGCUGGGGAGGUGAAAGUGCGUCUUGAUGCAGCACAAGUAAAGAUGCCUGAGCACUUAAAGACCAUGAAGUUGUGGUCCCUUAAUCCAGAUACUGGCUUGUGGGAGGAGGAGGGGCAGUUCCAUGCUGAGAAAAAGCAACGAGGGAAAAGAGAGGAGAGGACCUUCCUAAUAGGUAAUAUGGAAAUCCGUGAGAGGCGGCUGUUUAACUUAGAUGUACCAGAGAACAGGAGAUGUUAUGUGAAAGUGAGAGCUUUCCGCAGUGAACGAUUUAUGCAAAGUGAGCAAACUGAAGGAGUUGUGGUUACUUUAAUUAAUAUGGAGCCCACACCAGGGUUUUCAACCAAUCCUCGGGCUUGGGGUAGAUUUGACAGUGUCAUCACUGGCCCAAAUGGUGCAUGUCUUCCAGCCUUCUGUGAUGAACAAAAAGCAGAUGCAUACUCUGCUUAUGUUAUGGCCAACCUUGGGGGAGAAGAGCUUGAGGCAGUGGCAUCAUCUCCAAAGCUGAAUUCGAACAGCAUUGGUGUCCCGCAACCGUAUUUGAAUAAACUUAACUACAGACGCACGGACCAUGAUGAUCCCAGAAUAAAAAAGACUGCAUUCAGCAUGAAUGUGGUCAAACCCAUAUCGAACACAGCGGAGGCCAACGGUCCAGUUUACUCAUUUGACAAACUUAAAGAGUGUGAGGAAGCUCCAUUCAGCGCAGCUCACUUCCGUUUCUCAAGAGUUGAGGGAGAUCGCUAUGAUUACAACACAGUGCCUUUUAAUGAGGAUGAUCCCAUGAGCUGGACCGAAGACUACUUGAGUUGGUGGCCAAAGCCCAUGGAAUACAGGGCUUGCUAUAUUAAAGUCAAACUCAACAGUGCCCACGAGCUCAAUGUUCGCUCUCGUAAUAUGGGAGGUACCCACCCAAAAACUGUUGGCCAGCUCUAUGGUAUCCGUGACACCCGAAGCAUCCGAGACAUGGACCAAUCAAGCAUUUCUGCUGUGUGUCUGGAAUUUAAAUGCAGCGGGAUGCUCUAUGACCAGGACCGAGUGGAUCGCACUCUUGUUAAGGUAAUUCCACAGGGCAACUGCAAGAGAGACAGUGUAAACAGCAUGCUACAGGAAUAUUUGGUAAAUCAUCUCCCACUGGCUGUCAACAAUGACACAAAUGAGUUUACUAUGCUUGCACCCCUGGACCCACUGGGCCACAACUAUGGUAUAUAUACAGUGACAGACCAAGACCCCCGCACAGCCAAAGAAAUUGCUCUUGGCCGUUGCUUUGAUGGUACAUCAGAUGGUACCUCCCGAGUCAUGAAGAGCAAUGAUGGUGUGGCACUGACAUUCACCUGUGGUGAUAAAGAAGUCACUAGGCAGAAUGUGUUCCAGCAGAUGCAGAACUCAUUGGGUCAGGCCACAGCUGGAAGUGCACGGCAGGGACGAGGAAACAGAAAACAGAGAGGAGGCUCAACAGCACCUAGCAGUAGGAAGAGGAGUACUCGUAAUCCCUACCAACGUGCCCAGACUGUUGGCUGA
This is a messenger RNA of Xyrauchen texanus (razorback sucker), 3730 nucleotides long. Its product is annotated as cartilage intermediate layer protein 1-like. The record is from RefSeq and is a predicted model, not a curated record. Lineage: Eukaryota; Metazoa; Chordata; Actinopteri; Cypriniformes; Catostomidae. Bases 218 to 3730 code for a protein of 1170 amino acids. The transcript is spliced from 9 exons.